AGAUAUUCUCAUCCACCAUCUUGGUUUUUGUUGAUUAGUAGGUUAUAGUACAAUUAGUGACAAAGGUUUCAAUAUCGUUAUAUAAUGGGGAGAUGUGUGGCAUGUGGUGCGAGAUCGUCUUUGUCAAAUAAAAUAAAAACUUGUUCAUUUCCAAAAAAUGAAGAAAGGAGGAACAGCUGGAUUAGAGCAUUCAACAAACCAAAUUGGAUGCCAACAAAUAACUCGGUUCUUUGUGAAAAACACUUUGGUCCAGAAAUGAGGGAGAAGGUACGUGUGGAUGGAACAAAAAAAUUAAUAGCAAAUGCAAUACCAACAUUAUUUGAAAGACCGAAUGUUUAUGGAACUGUGAAUUUCAGUAAAACAAUGAUUGAAGUGCAGAAUGCAGUUUCUAAUAAUCAGGAGAUACCCACUGAACUUGAUGAUGUAAAUACCAACAGGCAAGGACAAAUGAAUGUUUUCAGACCAAAUGAUAUGGAUGUAUAUGUGGAGAAAAAAUGUACAAUUGAAGCAGUCGAAGAUAUUCCACAGAACAUAAGCGACAAUGAAGUCAUCAAAGAAGAGCGAAAUUUUUUGGAGUUGCAAUCGAAUUGCAAUGGUGACAACGCUUUAAAAAAUACUUUAUGCGAAGAACAGCUACGAGAAAUGACGAAGAAACUCAAACGUAUGACAAAGAUGUACCAGAGAAGUGAAAACUUGCGGAAACGGAUGAAAGUCGAACACAUGAAGACAAGGAAAUUGCUUCAAAAAAAGAUACAAUUAUUAUCGGCAAAUGCGAAAACCUCUAUUAUGGGAUUCUCUAAAUGUUUUAUCUACAAUUGUCGUUAUCGUUAAUUUGCGACAGCCAAUAAGAGCUGCUUUUUUUUCUAGGAUUGUACCGCCAUUGGCUGUGUGUUGCUAGUUAAUGAUAGCAAUAAUCAUUGAUAAGACGUUUAGAGAAUCCCGCUACUGGUAUCCUAUCGAAAAUUUUAGGUGAAGACCAAAUUAGGUUUCCGGUGAGAACCUAAAGUACGUGAACGGUCUGAUGCUACAGUAGUUGAAACUUAUCAGCUAAAAUUUUCGUGCGGGCGCUCAAGUUAUGCUCAGUUGAUCAAAUAACAGUGGCCUUUAUCAUCCUUUGAAGAACUUCGACGAAAUUAGAGUUGUGGAAAUUUAGAAGCCGGAUUUCCGAUAAAAUUUUUUAUUUUUUAUGCAUAAAGUGUUGCUAAUUUGAAAUCGAUAUUCAUAAAGAUUGCGAAAUUCAUAAUUCUUGAUGAAAUGAGUACAAUCGCUAACAAUAAAUUUGAUCCUUUUGUCAGUAAAGUUAUUGGACAUUACAUUGCCAAAUUAUAGAGGAAUCGAUGGUUUAGUGUUUAUGCUUGCCAGUAUUGCUCAUCGUUGAAAGUGUUUGCGUAUUAUUAUACCGAGAAUAAAGUUGAUGGUUCUAGUUUUACAUGUUAUUUUGGAGAUCGUGAAAAGAGCAGAAGAAAUCCGGUUGCAUGGAGUAAUAUCGGACAUGGGGGGGAUUGACUAAUUGGACAAUGUGGAAAGCCUUCGACAUUAACGCAGCCAGAUUUUCAAUGAUAUUCUUGCACACAUCUGUUUGAUGAAAAAAGGCUAUUUUUCUUCCACAAUACUCUACAUGCUUUAAAAAAUUUAAAGGAAAGUUUUCUUAACAAUGACUCUUUUAAAAUUCCUCCAUUAUUUGUUGAAAAAUACGCAUUGUCAUCGAUCAAAAUUUGCGUAGAUCAUUUUCCAAAAUUAAUUUCUGAGCAAGAGACCAUCUUUUUGGCCAUCAAUUUAAGCCAGCACGUAAAUUGGAAAGAGAAUUGUUGAAUAAGAAAAGGCAUUUUAUGAAAAUGUGCAUUAACAAUGCAACUAACGUAAUGAGCCGUGUCAGCUCCACAACUUGAACUAUUAGCGGAUGAAAUUGAUGUACCACAGUUGGAAAUCUCUUAGUUUAUUCGAAUCAUUGCGAAGUGGUUCCAGAUUAACGAAUCGAAAAGUUUAUUUAGUUCUGGGAAAUUUGUCUAGAAAAGUAUACAGAAGUAAUCAAUUUUUUAUGAGAAAUUGUAGAGCUGCUUUCCUCAUUAAAAGUCGGCGAGACGGGAUUGGAAACCAUUCCAAAUGGGCAUGAUUAUUUCAACAAUAUCGGCUAUUGAAGUUACUACCUAUUUACUUCGAGAGUUUCGAUUUUCUUCUAUUGAAUAAAUUCACACAGGAUUGUAUCGAGAAUUGAGGAUUCCGCUGGAGCUAGUGCUUUGUAACUUCGUGAGAAAGUACCUUUUCAAGUUUCAUCUUGUAUUAAUACUCCAUUGAGGUUCGUUAUACUCAAUCUGGAAAUUUCUAACCAGAGGAGCGAAAAUAUUGCACGAGACGGAUCUAUUAUUCGAAUGUAAAAAAAUCCUAGAAGCCAUAUUCCUGAAUCGUGAAUCUACCGAAAUUGCUAAGAUUCGUACGGAGUAGAGGCGAGUCAAAGUUCAUUGGUUUUCUUCUAAACAAAUACGUUCGGAGUAAAGGCACAGUACAUACAGAAGUGUGUGUGUGUGCAAGCAACUCCCUGUCGGCACCUUUGAUGUGAGCAUGGCCAAAUGGAGUGUGCAUGUGCGAAAUAAGCAAGUGACCUAAAUUGCCAUGGUUACUACCUAAACUUCUUUCUCUUUUCAUCCUUUUUUCGCUCUGUCGAAACUCACUAGAAUUAUUCGCGUCGCACUCCAACAAGUGCGUUGGAGUGAGUAAGAGCUGUUGCAUAUUAGAGCAUGCAACGCGAAUAAACUACUGUUACAAUGAAAUAAUC
Molecule: messenger RNA, 2773 nt
Organism: Trachymyrmex septentrionalis
Lineage: Eukaryota; Metazoa; Arthropoda; Insecta; Hymenoptera; Formicidae
Exons: 4
Coding region: 85-831 (248 amino acids)
Molecular function (GO): sequence-specific DNA binding
Source: RefSeq, a predicted model, not a curated record